AUGUCUAAUCAGACUCCCUACAUUGGGAGUAAAAUUAGCCUCAUUUCGAAGCUCGAUAUCCGCUAUGAGGGUAUCUUAUACACUGUUGACACGAACGACUCCACUAUUGCCUUAGCAAAAGUGCGCUCGUUUGGUACUGAAGAUCGUCCUACUCCAAAUCCUGUUGAGGCUCGCGAUGAUGUUUACGAGUACAUUAUUUUCAAGGCGAACGACAUUAAGGACCUCAUUGUUUGCGAGACACCAAAAGUCGCUACUUUGGCUGGAGGGCUGCCCUAUGAUCCGGCAAUAAUUUCUGUUUCUGCACGUACGGGUUCUGCAACAGCAAAUGAACAGCAAGCUUCUGCCGGUUCAUCACGCUCUGAUACACCCCAUCAUCGAGGAAGUCCAAAUUUGGCUCAGGGCAAUCGAGCUCCUGGUGCUGGUCGCAGCUCGGGAGGUCGCGGGAAUCGUGGAAAUUUUGCUCCACCAGGACAGCCAGUUGGCUCAGGAAACCGUCAGUACAACAACGGAUAUCUACGUGGUGGAUAUAAUAACUACGGUGGACAGCGUCCUCGCAACAAUCAAAGUGUAGGGGUGCCUCGCCCCCGUGAAAAGCUGAAGUUUGAUGGGGAUUAUGACUUCGAGAAGGCCAAUGAGCAAUUCCAGGAGCAAUUCUCUGAUAUGUUCAAGGACAAACUCAAGGUUGACGGUGAAAAAAGUGAAGAAGAACAGGGUGAAAAGACUCCUGAGGACACUUACUAUGAUAAGAAAAGUUCCUUCUUUGACCGUAUUAGUUGCGAAGCUCUGGAGAAGGCUGAGGGGAAGAGCGGACGUCCGGACUGGAAGAAGGAAAGAGAAACAAAUCAAGAGACAUUUGGUCAUUCAGCCGUACGUUCCUUGAACUAUCGCCGUGGGUUUGGCCAGCGUGGGCGUGGCGGACGUGGUUAUGGAAGACCAGGUGAUGGCCGUUACGUAAACAACUUCAACCGAGGCUACAACAAUUACCGUGGCGGAUAUGGUAACGGUAACGCGAACCAUCGUGGGCGAGGGUUCAAUAGAGCUGGCUACCAACAGAAUCAGCAGCAGUGA
Molecule: messenger RNA, 1068 nt
Organism: Necator americanus (New World hookworm)
Lineage: Eukaryota; Metazoa; Nematoda; Chromadorea; Rhabditida; Ancylostomatidae
Exons: 6
Coding region: 1-1068 (355 amino acids)
Biological process (GO): cytoplasmic stress granule assembly; P-body assembly
Cellular component (GO): P-body
Molecular function (GO): mRNA binding
Source: RefSeq, a predicted model, not a curated record